UACAUACAUGUGUUGUAUAAAAUAGCUUAUACGGGAACUUUUAAUAAAAAUGGGUAAAAGGAAACGCGGACGCUCUGUUAAAAAAAAUCUGAACCAGAAUAUUGAGUCUAAUGAACUUGUUCAGGCACCUCAUUCGUUUGUAAUCCACAGAGGAAUUUCUGGUGGCGAUACAUUAGAGUUAACUAAGGAUUUUAGGAAAGUUAUGGAACCGUUUACUGCAUCAUCACUUAAAGAAAGGAAGAAAAAUACCAUAAAAGAUUUUGUAGCUAUCGCAGGUCCAUUACAUGUAUCUCAUUUAUCCAUAUUUUCCAAAACCGAAUUAGGAAUGUAUUUGAAAAUAAUGAGGCUUCCUAGAGGACCUACAUUAACUUUUAAGAUACAUAAUUACUCAUUAGCAAGAGAUGUUAUUUCAUCACUUAAAAAACAAAGAGUUGUUGAUGCAGCUUUCAAACAUUCCCCAUUAAUAGUUCUAAAUAGUUUCAGUGGUGAAGGAUUACAGUUCAAACUAAUGGCUUCUAUGUUUCAAAACAUGUUUCCGACUUUGAAUCUUACAAAUAUUGAUUUGAACACAGUGAAACGUUGUGUUUUAAUGAAUUACAAUCCGGCUACUAAAUUAAUAGAUUUUAGACAUUAUUGUAUAAAAAUUACACCUGUUGGAAUUUCUAGAGGUGUUAAGAAAGUUGUACAGGGUAAAGUACCUAAUUUGUCAAGAUGUAAUGAUAUAACAGAAUUCUUUACAAAGGCUGGUAUGAUGUCUGAGAGUGAAGCCGAAGAUGAUCCCAAUAACCAUGUGGUUUUAGCCCAAAAAAUAGCUUCUAGAGGAAAUGUGGAAUCUGGAAAAUCUGCUAUAAGAUUAAGUGAACUUGGUCCAAGAUUGACUUUACAGCUUAUAAAAAUAGAGGAUGGUCUAUUAGAUGGAGAAGUUUUAUACCAUGAACUUAUUCAUAAAACUGAAGAAGAAAAGGAAGAAAUUCAAAGAAAACGAGAACAAAAAAGGAAACUGAAAGAAAAGAGAAAAAAAGUACAAGAAGCAAAUAAGAAAGCUAAAGAUGAACUAAAACAGAAAUUAAAAGAUCAGUCCCUAAAGGGAAUGCGAAAGGAUACACAAAAUGAAUCAAAUACAGAGUUAGAGAAAGAUGAUGAUGCUCAAUAUUAUAAAGAAGAUGUUGGAGAAGAACCAGACAAGGAUUUGUUUUCGGGUUCCACUGGCGUGAAAAGAAAACAUGAACCGCUACGUUAUAAAAAUAAGAAGAAAUCUGAUUCCAUCAAUCAGAAAAAUAGAACUAAUCAAAAUUCUAUGAAUAAAGGAAAUAGGCGAAUGAACAAAUUUAAUAAGCAAAAUACAAAUAAUAAUUUAUGAUUUUUCAUAUUUUUUUCUAUUCUCUUCCCUUAUUUGUGCUUCCCUUGUUCGCCUUUCUUUCCUCGAUUCUUCCCUAGCUGUGUAGUACUUUUUUCUAAAAUCUAUUAUUUCGUGAUCAUAUGUCUCCAUUUCAUGGGGAGUUGGGUCUCGAAUUUUUUCAAAUGUUAGUAACCGUCUUGAUGUUACUUUUGUCAAAACUUGUUCACAAUUUGCAGUAAGAUUAAAACACGGAUGCGAUGGAAGAGAUUUCUCAUCAUAGUCUUCUCU
Messenger RNA from Diorhabda carinulata, 1627 nucleotides. It is a transcript of the gene ppan, whose product is annotated as protein Peter pan. The transcript has 5 exons. Gene Ontology annotation, molecular function: rRNA binding. Gene Ontology annotation, cellular component: preribosome, large subunit precursor. Lineage: Eukaryota; Metazoa; Arthropoda; Insecta; Coleoptera; Chrysomelidae. The coding region runs from base 50 to 1360 and encodes 436 amino acids. The record is from RefSeq and is a predicted model, not a curated record. Gene Ontology annotation, biological process: rRNA processing; ribosomal large subunit assembly.